Molecule: messenger RNA, 3325 nt
Organism: Sitodiplosis mosellana (orange wheat blossom midge)
Lineage: Eukaryota; Metazoa; Arthropoda; Insecta; Diptera; Cecidomyiidae
Gene: Neurochondrin
Product: neurochondrin homolog
Exons: 2
Coding region: 836-3019 (727 amino acids)
Biological process (GO): regulation of neuronal synaptic plasticity; neuron projection development
Cellular component (GO): dendrite
Source: RefSeq, a predicted model, not a curated record
UGAGAGAAUUUAAUAUCAACAAAGUGUCACAUGAGUGGUGAGUGUUUCUGUGUGUAAAUUUGCAUUUGCAAGAUAUUGUUUAUUCUCGACUUCCGCAUGGCCUUGGUUGUACCGUGGCGGAUAUAUUACGUCGUUUCAAUGAAAUGUUGUCAAGUUUAUGUUUUGUUCUAUCACAAAAUCAUGACUAAGUACGGGGUUUAAUUUAAAAAAAAACUUAGUGACACAGCUCACUUCUAUAAAAAGCGCUGUGCUUCUUAUGUGCAUACAAAUUGUUUGGGUGAAAUGAAAAAAAACGAUGAGAAAUAAGAUGUGCGUCCAAAUCUGAAAUGCAUUGGAAUUGAUUGGUGAACGAAAAAAUCACUGAAAAUUUUCCGAACGAUCAAUAAUAUUCUAUUGUUGACACUAUUGACCUUGACAUUCAAAGCAUUGAAUCUUUUCUACUCAUCGCGUGUGCUCGUGUACUUUUGGCAGAUGAAUAGUAUUGGAGGAAGAAAAAAAAACUUCAAUGGAAUGAAUACAUAACCUCAGAAAAUGUUCUGUCAAACCCGAGCGAAACGUUUGAACACAAAACAACGUGAAAUUAUGUAGACGAUCGACGGUCAAACGAAGAUUGUUUUUGUUUUUAUUUUGAGUUUUCAUUCACGAACGACGAAACAAACAAAUUCUAAAUCCGAUGAAUUUGAAACCGAUUUUGAGGAAUUCAUUGGUGAAUUGUGAGAGAAUUCGACGAUUUUUUGCGUGAAUUUAGUUGAGAAAAACAAAAUCCAAACCAAAAAAAGAGAAAAAGCCAAUUAGAAUCAGGGAAAGAGAGAAAUUUAUAAAAAGAGAGGGAAAAAUGUCGAAAGAAGGAGUUUCGGACACGGUUAAAAAAUGCAUUGAAUGCCUAAAGGAUGCCAAAGAUGAUACGCAAAAGUUUGCCGCAUUGUUCAUGGUGACGAAAUUGGUGAAGGGAAAGGAUUGUAACAGUGCAUCAAAAAAGGCGCUGUUCGAGGCAAUCGGCUAUCCAUUCUUGAAGAAAUUAUUGAAAAGUGACAAAGUUCCGGACGACUGUCCACCGGCCGUGUACAAAAGUGUAGCGCUCACCAUUUUAUCGGCAUUUUUACAAGAGGAAGAAAUUGCCACGCACAAAGACACAUUGGCCAAUAUCCCACUAUUUUUGGAGAUUAUUAAAUCGGCCGAUGACGAAGAGAAUGACGAAAGUUUGAUACUUGUGAGUGAAGCAUACAGCUGCUUGCAAUGUAUCGCUAGCAAUGAACAAGGGCAAAAAGCUUUGAUUGAUGUCGGUGCUAUUGCCACAUUCUCGGCCGUUUACUCCAAUCAAAGUUUCCAAACGGACGAGGCUCUCAAUUUAAUUGUUACGUUGGCGAAUAAAUUCGGGCCGGCCGUAUGGCCCGAGGACCCGAAACCAUUCAAUGCAUUGAUUCAACGAAUUGGCUUGGAUUUCGAAACCGAUCACACCGAACGUAAAUUCGAUUUGUGCAAUAUUUUAGCAUCGCUCCUGUUAAACUGUCGCCGUGAAAUUGUGCUGAAAAAUUUGUCGGAAGAAAUUUGGCCAGAGAGUUUGUUCAAAGGAUUGAGCGAUAUUUUGAAAUCGAAAUUGGGCAAAAAUCAACGUGAACCAGCGUUAAAAUUGGCCGGUCAAGCCAUUGAUGUAUUGGGUGUUGAAUGGACAUUGAACGAUGUUGACGAUCCAAAGAAAUUCUUCUUGCUGUUACUUCAAUUGGCUGCCAUUGAGGUGCGCAUGCAAAUGGACGAGAAAAGUUUCAAAGCGGCAACGGCUCAAGCGGAUCUCAUCACUGCUUGCUUCAUCAUCUUGGAAAUAUCCGUCAACUAUAUGGCAACCGAUCAGCUGGAUUUGGAUCAAAAGGAAAAGCAAUCGGUCUACACUGGGUUGAAGGGUGCAUUUAAUGCCGUUUUAUCCGUACUCAGUAAAUUGGAUAAAGACAAGACCAAGGAUUCAUUGGCUGGAAAAGAUCGCGCAUUUGCCUGUGCCAUGGUACGUGUACUGUCCGCCUGGUUGGCACUGGAAACAUCCGCAAUGCGACCGGCCAUCUAUUCAUUGUUGCCAUUCAUAUUGAAAUUGGCAAACAGUACAUUCUACGAAGUGAAGAAAUACCGUGAAGAAAAACAAAGCGGUGAACGUCCAGCCGAUGUGCUUCGCGUAAUGAUGCCCGCUCUUUGCCAUUUGGCCGUCGAAGAAAAAGCACGUAAAAUUCUAUUCCAACAGAAACAAGACGAAGUAUUUUAUGAAUCGUUGCAGUUCUACUUUUCGAUUGCACACUACAAACGCCCACCAAUUCCGCGUGCCGAACGUUUGAAGCGUAUGAACGAACCGGAUCCAAUUCCAACGGCCGAACAAUUGGAAGAUAUGAAAGAUGCGCGCGCAGCCAUCGUUAGCCUAUGUAAUAUUCUCAUGAAUUUAGCGGUGCUUGAGCCGAAAAUCGUUGAAGACAGCGAAACUUUCCAUAAACUGCAAGAGUUUAUAUUCGAAAAUUUACCACUUCUGAAAGAUGUUCCCGACAAUUUGGUGAUGCAUGGCCAUUUGGCCAUUUUGGGUUUGCUGCUGUUGAAACAACAGGCGAAACGGGUGAAAAAGAACGAUUUCACAAUUUGUCGUUAUAUUCAAGCGACGAUCCGUUUCCUUUGGGAUGCAUACAUUGUUGACGAAUCCAACGAUCCAACCGCAUUGGUUCUGUCAAUGGCAUACAAAGAGCAUUGGUCCGAAAUUACCGAACUCUGGUUCUUGGGCAUGCAAACGAUGAGCGGUAUUUUGUCGGUGAUCCCAUGGAUCUCGGACUUUGCCAUUGAAAGUGGAUGGGCCGAAGGAAUUAUCGAAACAUUGAAAAAAGUUAAAAUUGGCACAUUGCCAGCCAAUGUGAAAUCAGCCUACGAAGACUUUUUGUGCCAGCUGGUCGAGGCAAACAAGACGGUCGUACAAGUGCUGAAGAAGGCCGAUGCAUUGCGUGUUUGCCGAAAUCAUCGCUUGAUGGAAUUGGGCAAGAAAUUGUUUGGCGAAUAAAGUUCCAACCACACCGGUUGCCCACAAUUUCAUCUUGUACCUCAUCAUUUUGUUUUUCUUUUCUCAACCAACAAACAUACAAAGAAUCAUUUAAUUUAAGAUAAAUCCAAAUAAAUCUGUCAAAAGAACAUAAAUCAGUCAAUUUUCAAAUGAGAAAAAAACAAAAUUAUUUUAUAGUGAUUUCGUGUUUUUUUUAUUGAAUUCAAGCCUAAUAGUUGUUUUUUUUUAUAAUUUAAAAAGAAAAUACACAAAAAAAUGAAUAAAAUAAAAGAAAAUGCCAAAAAAUAUUGGAGAAAAUCAUCGAAA